AUGGGAAACAAACUUCUGUUAACAUAUUCGAGAUUGCAAUUUUCAAUAUGUUUGCUAAGCCUUUUGGUGGAAAAUGUUCAUAAUAAGGGAAACUAUUUAAUACAGUUCACCAAGUGUUCCUGUUCUCACAAAACACCUCGGGUGCGUGCCUUUGAGUGUUCUCUGCGUAAUGAUAGUAAACGACUUAAUUUAAUAGAUAUACGCGCCGAAUUAUCAGCUGUUAUUCAAGAAGUCAAUGCUCGAGCUAUACUUCAUUUGUUUCAGAAAAAUAGGCCACGUAUGACUUUAGUCGAUGUGACUGUAAAUGCUUGUAACUUCAUGGAAACUAUGAGCAAAGUUCGCAUGUUUGUCAUAUUCAGAAGGGUUUUGGAUAAAUAUUUGAAUGUUAUUCCAAAGUGUCCAUUGAAGAAAGAUUUCAAUUACACCCUGACUGGUAUGCAUUAUGGUGUGGAUGAUCUUCCUCCCUAUCUACCGGAAGCUGAUUUCAAGAAUAUUAUUCUACUUACCACAAAGAGGAAUGAAACAGUAAAGAUGGAAUUUUUUGGACGAAUUCUAAAAAUCUAG
This is a messenger RNA of Stomoxys calcitrans (stable fly), 564 nucleotides long. RefSeq lists its product as uncharacterized. The transcript is spliced from 3 exons. The coding region runs from base 1 to 564 and encodes 187 amino acids. NCBI's taxonomy places the organism in Eukaryota, Metazoa, Arthropoda, Insecta, Diptera, Muscidae. The record is from RefSeq and is a predicted model, not a curated record.